GUGCGGUCACCCGCCGUUACCGUCAUCAGCUGCAGCUUUUUGUUUGGUUUGUCUUUCACCGUUUCACAGGCACUAAUCUAUUCUUCCCAUCGCAGCUGGUAUGCCGCGAUUCGAUUGCACAGUUUGCAUUUCGUACUCCACACGAUCUCUAGUCUUCCUUGAUCUGUCAGCAUAUGGUAUUGGUUUCCAUCGUUUCAGCUGAAUUGUCAUGGUAGAGUAAUAGAAUCCCACCAACUCCCGCACUAUGUAAACGAUCAGCGUGCCAUCGAAGGGAGCGGAUGCUUUUGCCAGAGGCUCGGUUGUGUGGUGGCUCCGCUCUAACACAAAAUUCUACACGCAACAAUCAACAAUGUCUUCCAAGAAACCAAAAACGACAGUGCCACCUGGCCCGACCACUACCAAUGGUGUGGGAAUAAAACGGCUGAAUCGUAUGGCACCAAUGCAGAAAGACCCGUUAACUGGUUGGAAGUGUCCGUUGUGCACGAAUCAGCGGGAACUGGCACCCGAAACAUGGCUCAAGCACAUGGAAGCGCACGCUGCAGCCAUGAAGCAUGCUCCAUCCACGGCAUCGGACGGGGCGAAAUACAUCAGCUCGUUGGCCUAUGCCCGGAUAUUCUCCUUCUAUUCGCGUGCACUGCGGGUGCGCCAUACGCAUCCACAAUUCCAGGAACUGGCCAAAAAGAUUGCUACGGUCGCGGCCAAGUUUCGCCCCUUUGUUAACUGGAAUGCAGUGCUUUCUAGGACGUCACGGCCCACCAGUGUGUCAGUUUCCGCUGGCGGCCGGACGAUAUCCAUUGGCCCGAAAGUGUCUUCUCAAACCCAAGGAUCUCAUGCGAAAGACCACUCCCCGAAUGUAUCUGGAUUGUCAGUAGACUCGUUUGCGGACGACGUUUGGAAUGGUAAAAACAAAGUUGUGGAUACCGCUGCUGUAGAGAAUCCAUCGUCUGCUGCUGGCGACACGCAUAAACGACUAGUGGAAAAGGAGGAGGUGUGGGCAGCCUUGGCCAUUAACUCCCCGGUUCCCCGUUCGCCUCCAGAAUUCCCGGGGGUCAUGCCUGUGAAUGCUGUUAAUCAUGCCAUAACACUCAGCACCGUGGAAUUCCAUACUACUCAAGACAUACUUAUGGAUAUGAAUAUCAGCAAGUCAGCCACCGCUACCACUCAUCAAGGACCGGUGAUGCCGCAGCUUGUGUUGUCGCAUAUUAACCUGCCUCCAGGUAAAAACAAUGAUUCGGAUACGGAAACUGUGCAGAGUGAGGAAAGGACUGAAAAGGUGAUUGACAGCAGCGCUGAUCCAGUAGUUCCUGUUGCUCAAGAGAUUAUGCGCGAUGAUCUGAUACCGAAGGAUGCUUAUAUGGAGUGUGAUGGAGUUGCUGUGAGUCAUGUUGGAUCUCGUGGUGAUAAGGAUGUUGCUCAGCAUGUUAUGGACAAUGCUCAACCUACUGCAUUUACUGGAAAACAGUCAUUCUCGCGGUAUGGCCAACGACGCCGCGGUUCGCGUGUUUCCGGGCGUGGAAUCUCAACUGGCAUUCGCGGAGUGAAAACGCUGUAUACAUCGGGACUGCGCUAUCGACGACGGUUCGGACUCAAACAACACAGUGUGCGCCGGAAAGGAAAACGGCGAUUGCCGAAGACUGUGACUGCUCCCAAGUGUUCUACGGAUGAUUUAUCGGUUUUAGCCCAGGCCGCGAUGUCGGACAUGUCGUUUUCGGUGCUGGUUCUUCACGCUCCUGCACCAUCGAAGAUGAUGCUCUUGAAUCCGGAUAGUGAAGGAGAAGAGCUGGAGUUUGUCCUUCGUGAAGGCGAUGAACGCCAGGAGAUCGCCUGCUUGGAUAAAGAAAUGCUGGAGUCCUACUUUAACCAGCGUGAUGACAACACUUUCGAGUGCUUCCACUGCACGUUCACCACCCUGGACAAGUCGGACAUAUACUGUCACGCGGCCGACCACAUGCUGAAUGCUGUGCGGGAUUCAGUCAGUCUACCGGAAAUACAACGUAAUGUGCAGGCACCUUUUGGCGACUUUCCAUCGGGUCGUGAAGUGGAAUACGACAACGGGUACGAUUCGGAACCGGAUUCGGACGCUUCCGAUGCUGCCGAUUCUCCCGCUAUAUCAACUCCGGAAUCAGUGGCGACGGCGCGUGUGACGCGGAAACGCGGUCGUCCACGAAAAAAUGCGUUGGCGAGUUCGGAUGCGUCGUUGACGUCUCUGGAUGCGGGACCAUCGGGAUUGCAGUCUGAGUCACGCGAUACAUCGCGCUCAACCCGUUCCAGCUCCCUGUGUAGCGAGGAUAAUUCGUCGAUGGAGAUGGAUGAUGAGAGAGUGCAUACGCGGAGCAAACAGCCAAAAUGUCCAGCGGGCGUUAAAGGAAACGGGAAGAAGACAAAUGCGACGCCGUAUCACAACAGGUCGCAUGCCCUUUUAUACCGCGUUAAUGGAUUCAGUCUGUACCAGUCGGAGUACUAUAAGUCCCGUGAUGGUGCCGCGCUGAGAGGCCUUGACAACCCCAACAGCGCCGUGGGCCUCAUAUGGAAACGGGAACCGGCCAGUGUCCGCGAGAAAUGGUCGCGCCGGGCACAGCGACAGACGCGCCUGGUUAAUGAAAUCAUGCACAAAAAGGGCUUCCGCCAGCCUUUCAAGGAUUUGGCGGAGGAUGAGAAAAGGAUGCUAGUUAGCGCGGCACUGCGUAAAAUGAGAAAGGGCUCUUGGGCGACAGAUGACAAACGGGGAUCGCAGUUGUCUACGCCAACCAACCGAGCGGGAUCAUCUGGUUCACGAGGAAUGCCGGUGUCACGGGAAACAUCCGUAGCGCGCUCCACCCGUUCGCAGGCGGUGCGAAAACAUGAAGCGGUCCCGAUCAAGGUGGAGCCGGAAGACGAAGUGGAAACUGGCCGGAAGCCACUGAAACGAAAAGCGGAUGGCAGAGGAAUCGGGAAGAAGAAACUGGCCACACCCAGCGAAAAAGUGCAGGUGACUAGUCCGAGGUGGCGAGAAGUGUCAGGAUCGCUGCAGCCGGAUAUCUGUAUGGAGGCUAUGGAUCUGGAUUCGGAUGCGGAAAUGGAGGGGCACGAGCGACCGGAUUGGGAGCCGGUGCAGAAAAAAGCCAAGAAACCCCGUCGGCGGUGUACGAAACAGAAAGAGGAAAGUAAACCUGUGAGCCGGAAAGGACAGGGUAACUACAGUUGCAACGGAUACGGCCUGUUUGUCGGAUAUAUUUACGAGGUCAUGGUUAAGAAGCCAGGCCUACAAAACACUCAAAGCGCCGCCGACCUGUGGAAAGCCAUGUCGGAGACGGAGCAGCAGCGCUGGAAGCAGAAGGCGGACCACCGGAAAGCGGCAGUGAAGGAGCUGAUGAAACAGCGCGGUACUAAGCGCUUCUGGUCGGCGCUGAGCAAGGAGGAACAACGGGACAUCUUGGCUGCGGUCUACAAGAUGGAGAGUGAGGCGACAUUCGACCGGAACGAGUCGGAAGGUAGAUUGUCUGAUGAAAAUAUUAACUUAUACUGUACAUUCAUUAUACAUACAGCAUACUUGUACUCUGCAUUACAUCUACCUAAACACCGGCAAAAACAGACAUUGUAUUGUACAUUAAAUUGUAUCAAAUAAUAAAUAAUGCGUUGCAUUCAGUAAUGUGUUGUAUUGUAUUAAUUAAUAAAUGAGAGGAAAUUGGAAAGGAUACUUUUUUCAGUGUCGCUUAAAUGAAGUUCAAGUUUCUUCUGGAAGUGAGUCGAGUAUUUAUUUGCGUAAUUUAUCUGAGCAAUGUCUGUAAAAUUACGUGGUAAUUAUUUGGUUUAGUAUCAAACAGGGCAUAACCCUGAAAUUGUGGAUUUGCCUUUAACCGCAGUUAUUAAUGUUUUCUCUAAACAACAUCUGGUAUUUCUGAUAAUCACACGUAAUACCGUUUUUUUGCAGAAUCCCCGUGUGCGAUUGAUUGUUGAAUCUGCGGAUUACUUACUCGUUGUAUUUAUUUGAUGACUAAUUUUGUGAUGUUCAAUAAGCUGCGGUAUUCCUAUAGAUUAACCAGAUUUGCGGAUAACUGUUUCACCAUGUUUUUAAUGUUGCAGGAUUUAUUUUUUUAUUGUUUUCUGACCCUUGCGAUACUGGAUGCAUCUAGUGCAUGGGAUAAUGUGAUGUUAAGAUGCACUUUGCUUUAUUAGAAUUUUUUUAUAACCUUAUCGGUAUUUCGUGUCCAUCUUAAUGUCGGUUAAUUAAUCGUUUUCAGCAUUUUUGUAUUAGUGCCUUUGCCCACCACUAAUGGUAUGAUCUGUUUUUAUCUGUGUUUGUUGGUGUAGAUCGGAGUAGAUCCCCUAGAGGCUUGUUUUGUUGUUGACGACUGUGGUA
Messenger RNA from Paramacrobiotus metropolitanus, 4339 nucleotides. RefSeq lists its product as uncharacterized. The coding region runs from base 350 to 3604 and encodes 1084 amino acids. NCBI's taxonomy places the organism in Eukaryota, Metazoa, Tardigrada, Eutardigrada, Parachela, Macrobiotidae. The transcript is spliced from 11 exons. The record is from RefSeq and is a predicted model, not a curated record.